AUGGUGUGGAGAUACAAAAUUCUGCUCAAUCUCAAAGAGAUGGGUAUUACGGGCAAUAUGUGGCAUUUCAUUAACAACUUUAUUAGCAAUAGGAGUAUCCGGGUCCGUUUUAAUGGUUUCCUCUCACAAAAAACUGUGAUUGAAAAUGGUGUGCCACAGGGAGCUGUUCUUAGCGUUACUCUGUUCCUGAUUGCUAUCAACGAAGCGUGCAGCAUCACACAACUUCCGACAAUCACAAGAGUGUUUGCUGAUGACAUUACUAUUUUUUGUAGAGGAAAAUCUAUUGGUACCUCUCAAAAUUUUAUUCAAUUGUCUCUUGAUAAGUUAAAUGCCUGGGCUAAAAGAACUGGGUUUAAGUUUUCAUCCACCAAGACUGAAUGCAUUCUAUUCACCAAUCGCUGUGGAUCUCAGCCGCCCUCACUAACUUUAGGAACUAAUCUUCUAAAAGUGGUUUCUUGUACGAAGAUUCUUGGACUAAUUUUUGACAGUAGACUCAAAUGGAACCGUCACAUUGACAGCCUUGUUGACAACUGCAAAAGAAGAUUGAACAUACUAAAAUCAUUGGCUUAUAGUAACUGGGGAGCUGAGAAAACCAUUCUUCUUCAGGCUUAUAAACCGAUUGUACGCUCCAAACUUGAUUAUGCAGCUAUUAUUUACAAUUCUGCCAAACCAACCAUAUUGAAUAAAAUUAAUACAACUCAUAAUACAGGACUGAGGAUUUCAACUGGUUCAUUUCAUACUAGUCCCAUCGGUAGUAUUUUGAUUGAAGCUGGUGAACCAUCUCUUCAACACAGAAGGAAGUUACUGAGUAUUAAAUACUCUAUUAAAGCUGCGACUUCGAGGAAUGGUAUCAUUCACGAUGACAUUUUUCCUAAAAACCAGUCCAGGGUAAAUCGUCAACAUGGUAAUGAUCCCCCCUGGCUAAGAAUUCAAAAGUAUCUCGACAAUAUCAACUAUACAUUACCCACAAUGGAGAAAAAUAGAUUCCACAAGGAUCCACCCUGGUUGCUUCAAGCUCCAGUUGUUGAUACCUCGCUCAAAUUGGAUGAAGUUAUAGAUUUAUCUGACGAGGAUUGGAGAGGCCGAUUUAAUGCCUUAUGUGCUAAUUACUCCUCCUUUAAACACAUCUAUGUUGAUGGUUCCAAGAAUAAUCUUGGAACAGGAGCCUCGGUUUUCACCCAGGACGAAUCUAUCAAUCAUGGAUUGAAUUCUUUCAAUAGUAUCUUUUCCGCCGAAACAUAUGCACUUCUCAUGUCAUGUAAUUUCAUUGCUAACUCUCCUGACUCCAAAUUUAUCAUCUUCUCUGACUCUCUUUCUACGUUAGCAAAAUGUCUUAAAUUCAGGCAGACCACCGAAAUGUAUGUUGCAAUUCAAGAACUGUAUAAUGAUUUGUUAAAUUCAGGGAAAACAAUAAUUAUUGCAUGGAUACCCGCCCAUAAAGGUAUUUACGGAAACGAAAUGGCCGACCUCGGGGCUAAAAUGGCUACCACCCUUCGCCCUAACAAUCAUGCCAUUUAUAACUCUACUCUGGAUAUCACCAAUCAUAUAGAAUCCUUGUGCGAGCUUGAGUGGAAUAAGUCAUGGAAGUGUUACAAAGCUAGCCCUCUCCAUAAGUCAAUCAAUUACUUCUACGAUCUCAAAACCAAUUCUCACUUUAAUAGGAAAGAACAGGUGGCUAUUACAAGGAUAAGAUCUGGCCACACCCGGUUGACUCAUGCGUGUCUUUUGAAUGGUGAACCGCGUAUGAUGUGUGAUGUCUGCAAUGUGAUGCUCUCAAUUGAUCACAUUAUUACCAAAUGUGAUAAGUACAAUUUAGGAAGAUUGAAAUUUAACAUCCAGGACGACCUGAAGAAUUGA
Osmia bicornis bicornis is the source of this 1857-nucleotide messenger RNA. RefSeq lists its product as uncharacterized. Lineage: Eukaryota; Metazoa; Arthropoda; Insecta; Hymenoptera; Megachilidae. The coding region runs from base 1 to 1857 and encodes 618 amino acids. The transcript has a single exon. Gene Ontology annotation, molecular function: RNA-DNA hybrid ribonuclease activity; nucleic acid binding. The record is from RefSeq and is a predicted model, not a curated record.